AUGUCGUGGUACUUCGCCAGCUACUCGCAGCUCGAUGCUCAGCUGGUCAACCGCAUGCAGUCGACCUUGCUCGCUGUUUCUCUAGGCUUCUUGGACACUCUGGUGGUAGGACAGGAGCUCGCGCUGGUCAAGCCCAACAUCGCGCAAGCCGUCUUCCUCAAGACCGAGGAGCAGGUGCAGGCAGGGACGUUUGCUGUGAGUGUCCCGACAGUCUUGGAAGGCUUGUUCUCCACCAAGAAUGUUUCUUUUGGCUUUCGUCUUUCCUCUGGUCAGGUUGCGACCCAGGAUACCACCUCGGUCUCGGUGCGGGUCUACAAGUUGUUUCAAGGUCUGAUCAACGGUUCCUCUCCGCUCUCUCCCCUCCUCGGCGCCUCCGUGCGGCAGGCGGCGACGCGUCAGCUGGGCUUCCUGCUGGUGUCGACCCCCAUAAGGAGGGGCGCGCUGCUGUCAGCGCUGCGAUCGGAUCGGUUGACGGCAAGGUGUCUGAGGUGGAGCAACAACAGCUUUCAGAGCGAUGCCUGUGAAGUGGAGCUCGUGGACCUGACCAGAGAGACUGUGACGUGUAAGUGCAGCCUCCGCCAGCUGGACUCGAGGAGGCUGAUGCAGUCGACUGCCCCCCAGGAUUUUAGCCUCGUUGUGGUCGGCGACCCAAAAAGUUACGACUGCGAGCUUUACAGCAAGAACUGCUCCCAGCAGCAGUACCUGCAGGGCUGCGGGAACGAGUCGAAGGGAUCGUGUGUGACCUGCUCGACCUGUGACGCGGGUCAGUAUCAGGUCCAGCCGUGCACGUCGCAGCAAGACAGGAGAUGCUCUCCCUGCUCUCAGCUCAGCUGUGCCUCAGGCUUCUACCGGUCGGCGUGCGGAGGAGGAUCAACAGGAUCCUGCAGGGUGUGCAAGAACUGCUCGGCAGGAGAGGUGCAACUCGUGGGCUGCGCUGAAGGAUCGACUCAGCAGGACGCGCUCUGUCUCCCCUCCGGUGCCGCGGGCGGCAGGCAGGGGCAGCUGCAGGUGACCAUGACCGUCCGUAUCAGCAGCGAGAAUGCAACAGCAGAAGCUCUGAGGCAGACCCUGCUCGCCUCCGUCGCUAGACUCGUCAAUGUGAGCUCAGAUCGUGUACAGGUGGAGGGCCAGGGUGGUCAGCUGACCCCUGCCAGGAGGCUGCUCCUGGUCAGCUCCGACCUGGUGAUCAAGAUCCUGCUCGACCUGAACGCGGACUGGAAGUCGGUGAGCAAGCAGCUGACGCAGUCAGCCCUCAGCGCGGAGUUGAGCAAGCAGAGCAUCAAUGUCCAGGUGAUCCAAGGAGCGACUCUGAGCAUCGUCACCGUUGGCACCGCUGGCAACACGACCGUCGUUGAAAGCACCAGCAGCUCCCCAGCAACGAGCAAGGCUGAAGUUGAAAGCACCUCUGCUCCUGAUUCGAGCACGGCGGCUGACAAGGAAGUCCCUCUGACUACCCCGCCGGGGGUCGAGGCUAAGGAUACCGGUGGACCCUCGCUCAUGCUCAUCGUCCUGCUGUCAGUCCUGAUCCCCGUGUUUGUCUUCGGCAUCGGCUUGCUCAUCUACAAGUACUCCUUGCCGACCGCCAAACCGACUUCACGUGAGGCUGCGAGGACAGGGAGAGAUGAGGAGGUCGCGGUUCCGGAGGUGCACGAGGCUCCCAGCGACAACGUGCCACCAUAUCAGGAACCUCCUGCCACCAGCCUGACGGGAAAGCUUCAAUAUGGCCUCCCCUUCAUGUUUGCUUGA
Molecule: messenger RNA, 1746 nt
Organism: Guillardia theta CCMP2712
Lineage: Eukaryota; Cryptophyceae; Pyrenomonadales; Geminigeraceae
Exons: 1
Coding region: 1-1746 (581 amino acids)
Molecular function (GO): protein binding
Source: RefSeq, a predicted model, not a curated record